UUAAUUUUGCGGCAGAUUUGGGUUUCUUUAUGAAUUCUUGGAGGUUUUUCUCCCCAAAAUGGACAAUUCAGGGCCUCAAAAAUGCAAUCUUGGGCCAGAUUUGGUGUUUUUUUCACGGAGUUUUUUCCCCCCCAAAAUGAAUAAUUUGGAGUCUUUACGUGCCGUUUUGUGCCAGAUUUUUUUAUGAUUUCUCCCCCCAACCCCCCCCAAGACCCUUCCAGAACCUUCUCUCCCCGUUUCCAGGCGCGAUGGAGGUGACGGUGGGGACGGCGGCGCUGGCGCUGGCGCUGCUGCUGCUGCCGCUGCUGUACGAGCGCUGCGGCUCCUUCCGCUUCUUCUGCAAGAUGGGAUUCUACAACGGCUGGAUCCUGCUGCUGGCCCUGCUGGCCAUCCCCCUGUGCGCCCUGCGGGGCCGGGACGUCGAGAACAUGAAAAUCAUCCGGGGGCUGAUGCAGCACGUCAAGCGGCUCUACGGGAUCCGCAUGGAGGUCAGGGGGGCGCACAACUUCCCCCCACGGCAGCCCUACGUGGUGGUGAGCAACCACCAGAGCUCGCUGGACCUGCUGGGGAUGAUGGAGGUGCUCCCCGACCGCUGCGUCCCCAUCGCCAAGCGGGAGCUGCUCUACAUGGGCGCCGUGGGCGUCGUCUGCUGGCUCGGGGGCAUCAUCUUCAUCGACCGCAAGCGCACGCACGACGCCAUCAGCGUCAUGGCCGAGGCCGCCCACACCAUGCUCAGCCAGGACGUGCGGGUGUGGGUGUUCCCCGAGGGCACACGGAACCACAGCGGCUCCAUGCUGCCCUUCAAGCGCGGCGCCUUCCACCUGGCCGUGCAGGCCCAGGUGCCCGUGGUCCCCAUCGUGAUCUCGUCCUACCAACACUUCUACAGCAAACGGGAGCGCAGGUUCACGGCCGGGCAGUGCGUGAUCCAGGUGCUGCCGCCGUUGGCCACUCGCGGCCUGGGCCCGGCCGACGUCCCCGCGCUGACCGAGCGCGUCCGCGCCGCCAUGCUGGACGCCUUCGACGCGCUGUCGGCGGAGCUGCGCCCCACAAGUGACCCACAGCGCCCCACAAGUGACCCACAGCGCCCCACAAGUGACCCACGGGGCCCCACAAGUGACCCACGGGGCCCCACAAGUGACCCACAGCGCCCAAGUGACCCACGGAGUGACCCACGGAGCCCCACGGCCACCCAGAGAGACCAAUGGAGCCCCACGAGUGACCCACGGAACCCAAGUGACCCACGGAGUGACCCACGGAGCCCCACAAGUGACCCACAGAGUGACCCACAGCACCCUACAGCCAACCAGAGUGACCCACAGCGCCCCACGAGUGACCCACAGCGCCCCACGAGUGACCCUCGGAGCCCCACGAGUGACCCUCGGAGCCCCACGAGUGACCCCCAGCGUCCAGCGCUGCCCCAGAGUGACCCACAGAGCUCCACGGUGCCCCACAGGGGGACCCUGCAGUGACCCCCGGCCCUGCAGCCCCACGGCGGAGCCGGCAGUGGGGCAGGGACUGACCCCCAAGUGGGGAGAAACUGAGGCACGAGUGGGGCAGGAACCGACCCCCAAGUGGGGCUUGGACUGACCCCCAGGUGGGGAGAAACUGAGGCACGAGUGGGGCAGGAACUGACCCAUAAGUGGGAACAAAGUGACCCCCAAGUGGGGCCCGAACUGACCCCCAAGUGGGGAGAAACUGAGGCACGAGUGGGGCCGGCUCUGACCCCCAAGUGGGGUCUGGACUGACCCAUAAGUGGGAACAAAGUGACCCCCAAGUGGGGCCGGGAGUGCCCCACAGCCCCCCCUUUGUGCCCCAUAGCGGGACCAGGCUGUGACCCACGGCGGGGGGGCGUGGCCGGGGCGUGGCCGGUGCUGAUUGGCUGCUGCAGCCAAGCCCCGCCCCCCUCCUGGAGCCCGGGUAUUUAUUGGGGGGUGGGGGA
This is a messenger RNA of Pseudopodoces humilis (Tibetan ground-tit), 1939 nucleotides long. NCBI's taxonomy places the organism in Eukaryota, Metazoa, Chordata, Aves, Passeriformes, Paridae. The record is from RefSeq and is a predicted model, not a curated record.